This is a messenger RNA of Helianthus annuus (common sunflower), 1228 nucleotides long. RefSeq lists its product as uncharacterized. Lineage: Eukaryota; Viridiplantae; Streptophyta; Magnoliopsida; Asterales; Asteraceae. The record is from RefSeq and is a predicted model, not a curated record. Bases 102 to 1028 code for a protein of 308 amino acids. The transcript has 3 exons.
UUAUAGUUUUCGAACAAAUAAACCCUCAAAUGAUCAAACCCUUCCUCUCCACGAAGCCUCUUGAGCUUUAGAAAUUGCUCACAUUACGUUCGUCGGAAACCAUGGCUUCCUCCCUGCUCCGCCUCACAAGGUCCAUCGUCCCCUUCCGUCCAGCACUAGCCAAAGCUACACGUCAGCACUCGGUCAACACAAGGCCAUUUUCUUCUUCGUCGCUACCAAAAUUUACAUUCGAUUUACAAUUUCUAAGCUAUCAAAUAGAAACCGGAGUCCCUUCAAUGCUCUUCACCAUGGUCAAAGAUGAAGAGCUGACCAUACAAAUGCCCGGACUGAAGCAGACGGAGAGUAAAGAAGGCGUGUGGGUAUCCUUUGAUGUGCCUAAGCUAGGACAGAAGGAAUGGAAGUUGGGUCUUCUAGGCUUCAAUUUUCUCUUCCAACUCCAAACACCCGAAAAAAAAUACCUUGCUACCAUGAAAUUCCCAGAGUAUUACAACCCAUACGGUGAUUGGAUCGUAAAGUUUGAAGAUGGUAUCUGUUAUGUACGCGUUCCCACUCAGAAAACCGUUGAUCCCUUCUUGGCUAAGGCUAACAUCAACCGAAACCUCACUCGCCCUACGCCUUACUGCGUUACGUUUGAUCGGUCGGAACUUGGACGUAGGCUUUGCGAAAUAAUAGCGCGUCCGGAGGUGAAGAGUAAGUCGUUCACAGCGUAUAAGAAGGAUACGGAUGAAAGCAUAUACUUCAAAGGGAAUUUGCCUGGGGUGGAGAAGCUGGUGGUGACUAAGGAGGGGUUGUGUGUGUCGUUAAGUAUGCCUGGGUUUGAGUUAGAGGAUGUGGAGGUCGGGUUUGAGUAUGAUACGCUGAUUGUUGAAGGGAAAAGAGAGGGUGAGCACUACAUUGCUGGCCUGCGGGUGCCGGAGGGAUUCCGUACGGAGAAUGAUAUGAUGAAGAAAGAGAUGCAAGAUGGAGUGUUUAAGGCUACUCUUCCCCGUGUUGAUGCUAAUAGGAUUGUGUUUAGUGUGUAUCGCUAGAUGAUUAUCGCAUAUGGUUAGUAGAUAUAGAGCAAUGAAUCACUGACUUAGUUAGCUUGGUAGAAAUUAAAUCAAAGUGGCCCUCAACUCAUCUUGUGUUUUGUAAGGGUUAUUAAGGGCCUGGUCUUUUGUGUACUGAUGAAUGGAUGCUUAUAUAUUUAUAUAUUCAUAUAUGUAAAAAGUGGCUUAAUUGAUGUUUU